CUUAAGAAUUUGUUUUUUUUUCUUUUAGUAUUAUUAAUAUGAAGCCUAUUCAAUUUUAUGAUCUUGCCCUUAAAGGUUUGGGAGAAGUACCUUGGUCUCCCAAUACUUACAAGACGCGCUUCACACUAAAUAUCAAGGAACUCUCUUAUGUAACAACAUGGCUUUCGAUUGAUGAAAUACACACCGUUAUCCCGAAAGUCACAAAUACCGGUGAGACUCCCACUGUACCUGUGAUCGUAGAUACCGAGAAAGACCAGGUCAUUCAGGAUUCUUUCAAGAUUGCAAAGUAUCUGGAGGCCACAUACCCUCAGACGCCUAGUUUAUUCCAUGGCAAUGAACAGCUGCAUACAUCCAUGCAAGAGACAUUUGACACUCGCCUGCUCCGUCAUCUCUUUUGUCUUUCGGUCCUGGCCAUCUAUAGAAACUGCGGUGACGAAAGUAUGCAGGCUGAGUUCCGUAAGAAUAAGGAACAAAAGUUUGGGGUUACUCUUGAACAAUUUGCAGGAAAUCCAGAGGACCAUAUCAAGGAAAUCGGCAAUAUCUUGAAGGACACCAAGAAUACUUUGACAGAAACACUUUAUCUGACUGGAUCCAAAGUUGGAUGGGCCGAUGUUGUGCUGGCUUCCUACCUAAAGAUGGUGGAUGUUCUGAACCAUGAUGUUUUUGAAUCUGGUAUCUUGGGUAGCAAAGAAGCCGAAGAUUCUCUAAGAAAAUGGUACGAGCGUAUGUCUCGAUACGCAUAAGUUGACUUGUAAAAUGAUAUUUAUAUUAUCUCUUUCUCCGUGUGUGUGUAUUGGGUGUGGUAGAGAUCAAAAGUGAUUUUGAUGUUAGUCAAGUAUAUAAAAGCCAUAAAUAAAAGUAGGAAGAUGUUUGGACUGAUU
Molecule: messenger RNA, 881 nt
Organism: Phycomyces blakesleeanus NRRL 1555(-)
Lineage: Eukaryota; Fungi; Mucoromycota; Mucoromycetes; Mucorales; Phycomycetaceae
Exons: 4
Coding region: 39-743 (234 amino acids)
Source: RefSeq, a predicted model, not a curated record